AUGAACACCCUCCUAUCGUUAAACAUGGAUGUCCAACUGAUUUCAUAUGAUGCAGCGCAAUGUGUGCCGACACCUUUGGAUAAAAAUUUUGUUACCUUCAAUGGUGUUAUGAGUGGUUCUUGCAAAUUAAAUCUUAAAACAGUCCCUACAAUUAGACUCUACGUGAGAGCAGGUGGCGUAAGUUCCUUGGUACAUGUCCAUAACGUAUUUCCAUACCUUUACGUCCCCGUUGAAGCCGAACGAUUUCCAAAUGCGGAGGUAGAGCUGGUUAGAUGGCUAAAUGAAAUAAAUAAUCAACUUGCUCUCUCAUAUUCGAAAAAACAGAGGCCUAGGAGAAAAGUAGAAGGAAUACGCAAGAAACGUCAAAAGAGAGGAAAAGUUGAUCAAAAUGAACACCACGAUUAUGAGUAUAAUGAUCAGGAUCAAGAGAGUGAGUUUGACACUGAUGAGGAAGUUGAUACUAAUUCUGAAGUCUUGUCCACUUCGAAUUCAUACGUUGCAGAUAUAUCCAUAGUAUCAGGAGUUCCCUUUUAUGGCUACCAUCUUUCCUCUUCAACUUUUUUGAAAAUAUCUAUGGCUUCCCCAAAAUAUACGGUGAGACUAUCAAAACUAAUGACUGAGUCAAAACUAUUCAAGAGAUUCUAUCAACCUUACGAAUCACAUAUACCCUAUACCCUACAAUUUCUCGCCGAUUAUAAUCUAUACACAUUGAAAUCAAUUCGGUUCAAUAAAUUCUUGUGGAGGUCACCUAUAAUUUUGCUGGAUAAUGUUUCCCAAGAUUAUCAGCCGUUUUUUGAAACUCAUUUUGUGGACUUCAAUAAGAUGAGACUGAACAAUACUGUUGAAGAAUUUGUUAAUGGCCAUAUAUGUAUUGAUAAUAAUGGCAACUUGAAUGUGCUUGAACAAUCCAAAUUCCCAAGAUCGGCGAGAUCUUUGUUGGAGUUUGAUGCUCAAGCUUCUUGGAUUGACAAUAUAAACGAUUUAGUCGAUCGUACCCCAGCGACUUUGCAUUCUGGCGAGUCCUUUUCAGCAGAUCUCAGCUACAUCUCCUCCACGAAGUCAUUAUUAGAUGACGUUGAUAAUUUGCGUCGAUCAAAAGGGUUAGACGUUGGCGUUUCUCAACAUGGGUUAUUUGAUAAUAUAAAACGCUCCUGUAGUGGAAGUUUGUGGAAUGAUCAAGAAGAUAUUAAGGUUAUGUUUAGAACAGCUGUGAAACUGUCAGAAGAUGCAUUUGUGAAGAAAUACAAAACCAAAGAUAUUAACCUUCUUAAAAAAUGGUCCGGCAAGAAAGCUGCUUUUCCAACUCCCUUUAAGAGUGUGAAAUCUCUACAGUAUGAGCCAAUAAUAGGUUCUAGUUGUUUGGUAGACUCAAAGGUCCUAGCUAUGUCACCAAAUAAUUAUCUAAGCGCUCUUUUAGCAUUUGCCUCACGGAAGGGGACUUUAUUAAAAUCAUCGUCAGACGGGAUUGUUAACACAAAUCUGCCAUGUGCUCUUGAGAUUGAACAAGAUUUGAUAGAUGCCAUCUCAGAAGAUAGUGAGAAGACUGAUGACGAUAAUCCCCCAAAAGAAGGAGACGACACAACAGUAAUAAAUCAUCAUGAUGGCCUUUUCCCUAACGAACAUUCUAACAACUCAUUUAACCUUACUUUAAAACUUCAAGAAUCUUCGGUAAUUGAAGAGGUGACAACUUCUAAUAUAUCGGGAUCGGCCAAGCCGUAUCGUUCAUCGUUUAUUUUAUCACAAAGAAUUCCCCAGUUCUUCAAAUUUGUUUCUUAUUUUGGAGAUAUCUUUGAUGAAAAACUAUUCUCUUUCAAUGUUCAACAACCGAUGUCAUGUUCCAAGGAUAAGUUUCUCAAUGAAUUGGAAACUUUCGGUUUACCGAAGAUAGAUUAUAUGGACCCUUUCUUUUCCAAGCUUUCGAACUUUGAUUCUAGACCGUUUAUUUUUGCGGGUGAGAAAUUUGUUCUCAAAUGCAAAGAGAUAGAUAAGGAUUUAUAUCCUGGUUUGGAUCAGUUCAAUUUCUUCCAACAGCCGGCAAACAAAAAUUCUCCAAAUCUGUGGAAAUAUAGUCCAAUCCCGCCAUCUUUUACCGAUGUCAAACAGUGGAGUCAAGUACCGGAGCAGAGUAAGGAGAAUGCAGGCUUCAAUUACGACUCGCAAAUCAGGGGGCCAACUCAAAAAUUUAAAGAGUACAAAUAUCCUUCGUUGAAAACUCCAGUUGAAAGAUUAUCUGUAGAGAAUAUAUCUUUAUCGAUUUUGAUUAUGGAAAUUCACGUAAAUACAAGAGGUAAAUACUAUCCAGAUCCAAAACUCGAUGAAAUCAAUGCGGUUUUCUAUCAUACAAAUUUACCUACGAAUGUUUCAGCAUUACAUAAUGUGGGGGUUUUUGUCAAUACUUCUUCGGGUGAUGCUCGCAAAUACAAACAAUUUGCCAAUGAAUCCAACUUUUCUUUAACUUGCUUUCAAAACGAGCUUGAUUUGCUUGUCGCAUUGGUAUCAUUGGUGGAAUAUUUAGAUCCGGAUAUCUUGUCAGGCUACGAACUCCAUGCUUUAUCAUGGGGGUAUGUAAUAGAAAGGUCCAAAGCUAAGUAUAACAUUGAUUUAUGCCAACGUUUCUCACGCGUAGUACAUAAACAGGCCAACAAGGUGGGUGACAGGUGGGGCUAUACCCAUGCAUCUGGUAUUAAAAUAACCGGCCGUCAAAUGUUCAAUUUAUGGAGAAGAUUGAGAUCCGUUCUUAAUUUGAACCAUUACACUUUGGAAAAUGUAGUCUUUCAUGUUUUACACGACCGCUUACCAGCCUACAAAAUGGAAACCUUAUCUAAAUGGUUGAAAAAAGAUUUCAAGGGCACAAGUUAUGUUAUCAAUUAUUAUGUUUCGAAAAUCAAGUACGAAAUGCUUUUAAUCCAGAAACUAGAACUAGUUGAAAAAAUUAAUGAAGAAUCUCAACUACUUGGGAUUGAUUUCUAUUCAAUAUUAUAUCGUGGUAGUCAAUACAAGGUUGAAUGCUUAUUAGUUAGAUUAGCAAAGUCCGAAAAUUUUUUACUAGUUUCUCCCUCAAAGAAACAGGUAUUCAAGCAGGAUUCAUUAGAAUGUAUACCACUUGUUAUGGAGCCAAACAGCUCUUUUUACAAAUCUCCAUUAAUCGUGUUAGAUUUUCAAUCAUUGUACCCAUCGCUAAUAAUUGCUUACAAUAUAUGUUAUUCUACAGCUUUAGGACGAUUGAAAGAUUAUGAUCCUCAAAAGUAUACGAGAUUGGGUGUCAUCAACUAUAAAUCUCCUGAAGGACUUCUGAAACUUUUGGAAAAUAAUAUUAAUAUCUCACCGAAUGGGGUGGUAUUUGCUAAAGAAGAUAUUAGAAAAUCACUACUUGCAAAAUUAUUACUUGAGAUUUUGAACACAAGAAUUUACAUCAAAGAUACAAUGUCAAAUUUUAAAGAUGAUCAAGAGCUAAAAACUUUGUAUGGAAACAGACAGCUGGCAUUGAAAUUAAUAGCAAAUGUGACUUAUGGUUAUACCUCUGCCUCAUAUUCGGGUAGAAUGCCUAAUUCGGAUAUCGCAGAUGCUAUUGUUUCAUAUGGAAGAGAAACUUUACUAAAAGCUGUUAAAGAGAUUGAAAGCCAUGAUUUUUGGGGUGCCAAGGUUGUUUAUGGUGACACUGAUUCUUUGUUUGUCUAUUUGCCAGGUAAAACUAAAAGCGAUGCAUUUCGAAUUGGAAAAGAAAUGGCAGAUCAUAUCACCAAACUGAACCCUGCUCCUGUUAAGCUAAAGUUUGAAAAAGUAUACCUUCCCUCAAUACUGGUUAGUAAGAAAAGAUAUGUUGGUUGGUGUUCUGAAUAUGAGGAUCAAUCUCCCAGAUUUGAAGCGAAAGGGAUUGAGACGGUCAGAAGAGACGGCAUACCUGCACAACAGAAGAUUUUAGAGAAAGCAAUAAUUUUACUAUUCAAAAGUAAAGACGUGUCUCAGGUGAAGGAAUAUGUCCUAGACCAAUUUGUUAAAAUUACUCAAAAUAAGGUUAACCUAAAAGACUUUAUGUUUGCAAAAGAGGUCAGGAUUGGAACUUAUAAGAACGAAAAGUACAUCCCUGCAGGUGCCAGGUUGGCAAUGAGGUCAAUUGAGAAAGACCAUAGAGCGGAGCCCCAAUACAAAGAACGUGUGUACUAUCUUGUCAGAAGAGGGCAUAAUAAAGAAAUUUUAAGAGACCGGUGUGUUUCACCCGAUCAAUUUCUUAGUGAUUUAAACAUGGUGCUGGAUUCGGAGUAUUACAUAAAUAAAGUUUUAGUUCCCCCUCUCGAAAGAGUUUUCAACUUGUUAGGAGUAGAUAUUAAAUCUUGGGUUAAGGAGGUUCCGCAGAAAAUUUCAUAUGCCGGUAUUGACUCAACUUUAUUGAAUGUAAAGGUUAGGUCGUGCCUAUGUUGCAAGGGAAUUGCCGCUGAUGGCCUUUUAUGCACAGAAUGUCUACAAAAUAGUUUAGGUACUAUGUUAAAAUUGAAGAGUGAAGCUUGUGAUAAAGCGGUAAAAACUAGAAAUUACGUUGAUUUCUGUCGUUUCUGCUCUAGUAAUGUACUAAAUGAAGAUGUUAGCUCCACAACGGCUAAUGAAUGCUGCAACGAGGAUUGUAGUAUUUACUAUUCUAGAACUAAGAAGUUGAGGGAGACCAGAACAGCUAGUGCCAACUACAGAGCAAUUCCAGAUUGGUAA
Pichia kudriavzevii is the source of this 4701-nucleotide messenger RNA. RefSeq lists its product as uncharacterized. Gene Ontology annotation, biological process: double-strand break repair via homologous recombination; error-prone translesion synthesis. The record is from RefSeq and is a predicted model, not a curated record. Gene Ontology annotation, molecular function: DNA-directed DNA polymerase activity; nucleotide binding; DNA binding. Gene Ontology annotation, cellular component: nucleus; zeta DNA polymerase complex. The coding region runs from base 1 to 4701 and encodes 1566 amino acids. The transcript has a single exon. Lineage: Eukaryota; Fungi; Ascomycota; Pichiomycetes; Pichiales; Pichiaceae.